Salmo salar (Atlantic salmon) is the source of this 4833-nucleotide messenger RNA. The record is from RefSeq and is a predicted model, not a curated record. NCBI's taxonomy places the organism in Eukaryota, Metazoa, Chordata, Actinopteri, Salmoniformes, Salmonidae.
AGGUGAAUGCACCAAUUUGUAAGUCGCUCUGGAUAAGAGCGUCUGCUAAAUGACUUAAAUGUAAAUGUAAAUGUAAAGAAAUUCUGUGGUAUGACGUUCACUCUGACUCAUAAAGAAAAAGUGCAGCUCUGAUUUUAUCCACCAGGUGGCUACAUUGCACCAACACAAAUUGAAUUGAGGCAGUGCUGAAUUGUGAACUUCACUAGUCCCAGUCGAAUUGAUUAACAUAAUAUCAAAUAUCAUAAACGGAACAAUGGUCUUUGCUUCUGCUGCUGAUGCAAAUGUUUGUUGAAAAAUGCCCUAACUUGUAUUUUUACACCCCUUCAAUAUGUUUCACUCUGAGACCACAUGCCGAUCUAAUUCCAACCCACUAUGGCUCAGACAUGGAUGUUGAAAUGGGUGUGGACAUAAAAUUAUGUUUUUCUGUUGCUGUAACAAUAUCUGAAAGGUUGCAACAAUCUAUGUGGACACAACAUAAUUCUCCUUUGCACACUGCCUACACCAACUUUGAUAGAAACACCCAUAGAGUGAAAUGUUAAAUCCUCUUUUUAAGAGAGCAUAAUGUCUUUCAAAUUCAGAGUUAAACGAGUUGACACAUUUUCUCAGGGGUUAUUGGAGGAAUUAUACAUGUGGUGUGCUAAUCACCCAGAGAGACAAAGAAGCACACUUCAAAGAUGUCUCUUUGUGCUCAAGGUUGUGAUUUAGCCUCAUUUCCUUCUCUAAUGGAAAUAUCAAAUAGCUAAUGCUUACUGUAUGACUGUAUGGACCCUAAUGUUCUCUCUCUCUCUCUCUCUCUCUCUCUCUCUGGAGAGCUACUCUACCUUCCUGUAGGUUUUCUUUCCAACCCCAGCAGUCUCUCCUCCUAGGUCUGAUGAGCACACAAGAGGCUGGUCUGUCUUGCGGCAGAGACAUGGAGCAGACAAGGCUGUCCUGUGGACAGUAUGACUAUGACCUGCUGGUCAUUGGAGGGGGGUCUGGAGGACUGGCUGUGUCCAAGGAAGCUGCUGGCUUUGGGAGGAGGGUGCUGGUCCUUGACUUGGUGGCUCCCACCCCUGAAGUCACUAAAUGGCGUCUAGGUGGUUCCAGUGUGAACGUGGGCAGUAUUCCCAGGAAGAUCCUGCACCAAGCCUCCUUGCUGGGAAAAGCCAUUCAGGAUGCCCGGAAGUACGGCUGGAAGUUUGAGGAACAGGGGUCCCAUGGCUGGGGUGAGAUGGUGGACACGGUACAACAACAUGUGAAGUCUGUGAGCUUUGAGCUGAGGAGGGAGCUGAGGGACAGUGAUGUCACCUACCUGAACGCCCAUGGAGAGAUACAGGAGCCACACACUGGACAGGUCAGUAUGGGGAGGGGCUGCUGGACAGGUCAGAAUAAUGGGAGUAGAGGGAGGUCUGGACAGGUCAGAAUAAUGGGAGUAGUGGGGCUUCUGGACAGGUCAGAAUAAUGGGAGUAGAGGGGCUUCUGGACAGGUCAGAAUAAUGGGAGUAGUGGGGCUUCUGGACAGGUCAGAAUAAUGGGAGUAGAGGGGCUUCUGGACAGGUCAGAAUAAUGGGAGUAGAGGGGCUUCUGGACAGGUCAGAAUAAUGGGAGUAGAGGGGCUUCUGGACAGGUCAGAAUAAUGGGAGUAGAGGGAGGUCUGGACAGGUCAGAAUAAUGGGAGUAGGAGGAGGUCUGGACAGGUCAGAAUAAUGGGAGUAGAGGGGGUUCUGGACAGGUUAGAAUAAUGGGAGUAGAGGGAGGUCUGGACAGGUUAGAAUAAUGGGAGUAGAGGGAGGUCUGGACAGGUCAGAAUAAUGGGAGUAGAGGGAGGUCUGGACAGGUCAGAAUAAUGGGAGUAGAGGGGCUUCUGGACAGGUCAGAAUAAUGGGAGUAGAGGGAGGUCUGGACAGGUCAGAAUAAUGGGAGUAGAGGGAGGUCUGGACAGGUCAGAAUAAUGGGAGUAGAGGGGCUUCUGGACAGGUCAGAAUAAUGGGAGUAGAGGGAGGUCUGGACAGGUCAGAAUAAUGGGAGUAGAGGGAGGUCUGGACAGGUCAGAAUAAUGGGAGUAGAGGGAGGUCUGGACAGGUCAGAAUAAUGGGAGUAGAGGGGCUUCUGGACAGGUCAGAAUAAUGGGAGUAGAGGGAGGUCUGGACAGGUGAGAAUAAUGGGAGUAGAGGGAGGUCUGGACAGGUUAGAAUAAUGGGAGUAGAGGGAGGUCUGGACAGGUCAGAAUAAUGGGAGUAGAGUGAGGUCUGGACAGGUCAGAAUAAUGGGAGUAGAGGGAGGUCUGGACAGGUCAGAAUAAUGGGAGUAGAGGGGCUUCUGGACAGGUCAGAAUAAUGGGAGUAGAGGGGCUUCUGGACAGGUCAGAAUAAUGGGAGUAGAGGGAGGUCUGGACAGGUCAGAAUAAUGGGAGUAGAGGGAGGUCUGGACAGGUGUGAAUAAUGGGAGUAGAGGGAGGUCUGGACAGGUGUGAAUAAUGGGAGUAGAGGGAGGUCUGGACAGGUGAGAAUAAUGGGAGUAGAGGGAGGUCUGGACAGGUCAGAAUAAUGGGAGUAGAGGGAGGUCUGGACAGGUCAGAAUAAUGGGAGUAGAGGGAGGUCUGGACAGGUGGGAAUAAUGGGAGUAGAGGGAGGUCUGGACAGGUGAGAAUAAUGGGAGUAGAGGGGCUUCUGGACAGGUCAGAAUAAUGGGAGUAGAGGGAGGUCUGGACAGGUGUGAAUAAUGGGAGUAGAGGGAGGUCUGGACAGGUGAGAAUAAUGGGAGUAGAGGGAGGUCUGGACAGGUGAGAAUAAUGGGAGUAGAGGGGCUUCUGGACAGGUGGGAAUAAUGGGAGUAGAGGGAGGUCUGGACAGGUGAGAAUAAUGGGAGUAGAGGGAGGUCUGGACAGGUUAGAAUAAUGGGAGUAGAGGGAGGUCUGGACAGGUCAGAAUAAUGGGAGUAGAGGGAGGUCUGGACAGGUGAGAAUAAUGGGAGUAGAGGGAGGUCUGGACAGGUCAGAAUAAUGGGAGUAGAGGGAGGUCUGGACAGGUGAGAAUAAUGGGAGUAGAGGGAGGUCUGGACAGGUGAGAAUAAUGGGAGUAGAGGGAGGUCUGGACAGGUCAGAAUAAUGGGACUAGAGGGGCUUCUGGACAGGUGGGAAUAAUGGGAGUAGAGGGAGGUCUGGACAGGUGAGAAUAAUGGGAGUAGAGGGAGGUCUGGACAGGUGGGAAUAAUGGGAGUAGAGGGAGGUCUGGACAGGUCAGAAUAAUGGGAGUAGAGGGAGGUCUGGACAGGUCAGAAUAAUGGGAGUAGAGGGAGGUCUGGACAGGUCAGAAUAAUGGGAGUAGAGGGAGGUCUGGACAGGUCAGAAUAAUGGGAGUAGAGGGAGGUCUGGACAGGUCAGAAUAAUGGGAGUAGAGGGAGGUCUGGACAGGUCAGAAUAAUGGGAGUAGAGGGGCUUCUGGACAGGUGGGAAUAAUGGGAGUAGAGGGAGGUCUGGACAGGUCAGAAUAAUGGGAGUAGAGGGAGGUCUGGACAGGUCAGAAUAAUGGGAGUAGAGGGAGGUCUGGACAGGUCAGAAUAAUGGGAGUAGAGGGAGGUCUGGACAGGUGAGAAUAAUGGGAGUAGAGGGAGGUCUGGACAGGUCAGAAUAAUGGGAGUAGAGGGAGGUCUGGACAGGUGUGAAUAAUGGGAGUAGAGGGAGGUCUGGACAGGUGAGAAUAAUGGGAGUAGAGGGGCUUCUGGACAGGUCAGAAUAAUGGGAGUAGAGGGAGGUCUGGACAGGUGGGAAUAAUGGGAGUAGAGGGAGGUCUGGACAGGUGGGAAUAAUGGGAGUAGAGGGAGGUCUGGACAGGUGAGAAUAAUGGGAGUAGAGGGAGGUCUGGACAGGUGUGAAUAAUGGGAGUAGAGGGAGGUCUGGACAGGUCAGAAUAAUGGGAGUAGAGGGAGGUCUGGACAGGUGAGAAUAAUGGGAGUAGAGGGAGGUCUGGACAGGUCAGAAUAAUGGGAGUAGAGGGAGGUCUGGACAGGUCAGAAUAAUGGGAGUAGAGGGAGGUCUGGACAGGUGAGAAUAAUGGGAGUAGAGGGGCUUCUGGACAGGUCAGAAUAAUGGGAGUAGAGGGAGGUCUGGACAGGUCAGAAUAAUGGGAGUAGUGGGGCUUCUGGACAGGUCAGAAUAAUGGGAGUAGAGGGAGGUCUGGACAGGUGAGAAUAAUGGGAGUAGAGGGAGGUCUGGACAGGUGUGAAUAAUGGGAGUAGAGAGAGGUAUGGACAGGUCAGAAUAAUGGGAGUAGAGGGGCUUCUGGACAGGUCAGAAUAAUGGGAGUAGAGGGGCUUCUGGACAGGUCAGAAUAAUGGGAGUAGAGGGAGGUCUGGACAGGUCAGAAUAAUGGGAGUAGAGGGGCUUCUGGACAGGUCAGAAUAAUGGGAGUAGAGGGGCUUCUGGACAGGUCAGAAUAAUGGGAGUAGAGGGAGGUCUGGACAGGUCAGAAUAAUGGGAGUAGAGGGAGGUCUGGACAGGUCAGAAUAAUGGGAGUAGAGGGAGGUCUGGACAGGUCAGAAUAAUGGGAGUAGAGGGAGGUCUGGACAGGUCAGAAUAAUGGGAGUAGAGGGAGGUCUGGACAGGUCAGAAUAAUGGGAGUAGAGGGAGGUCUGGACAGGUCAGAAUAAUGGGAGUAGAGGGAGGUCUGGACAGGUCAGAAUAAUGGGAGUAGAGGGAGGUCUGGACAGGGUGGUGGUGGGUGUUGUGUACAGCUAAGCAUGAGAAAGCAGUUUGGAUAGGGAAUAAUACAAUGUUCUCUUUUUAACAGCUUUCCAAUUAACCCUAAUUUGAAGAGGGAGUGGUUAAAAUUGAUUGGACACACCUAGUAAGCAAUA